Didymodactylos carnosus is the source of this 426-nucleotide messenger RNA. The record is from the annotation of a GenBank genome assembly. Lineage: Eukaryota; Metazoa; Rotifera; Eurotatoria; Philodinida; Philodinidae.
AUGAAUCUCUCAUCAAAAGCUGCCGAUGUUCUGUUAGAAACUGGUAAUUGUUUCAAGCGUAUUGCAGAGUUAACAAUGGAAUUGGUUGAUUCAAAUAUAACAACUUCAUCUACAACGGCGACAACGACCCGUACAACAUCAGCGGCACAAAAGACAAUUGACUCAUUAGAAUUAAAACGUCUUCGUGAUGCGUUGAAUCGGUUUUCAGCUGAUUUAGAUGCCGUAUCUCAACGAUUAGAAACAAAUCGAACUCAAACAUCAGCAGAAGGUGGAAAUUUAUUAAAAAUGAGUGUUCCAUCAGCAAUGAAUAUUAAAGAUGCGUAUGCGACCGACCAAUCUUUGUUAACAGCAGCCUCAACUGCUUCUGAUACGUCGACUGCUUUAGGUGAAGAUUCUGCUCCUGUUUCCAUAGCGGUAUCCAAUUAG